This is a messenger RNA of Paramuricea clavata, 702 nucleotides long. The record is from the annotation of a GenBank genome assembly. Lineage: Eukaryota; Metazoa; Cnidaria; Anthozoa; Malacalcyonacea; Plexauridae.
AUGGCACCACUCGCCAAGGUAAGAAUGACGUUUUUGAUUUCAAGCAAGAUGGCUAUCACUCGCCAUCUAUAACGGCUCGAUUGACAUCCGAUCCGGUUGGCAUGUAUAGCUUGCUUAAGCUCUUUUUAAUGAUAGUGUGCUGGUGAUGGUGAUGAUAGUGAUGGUGAUAAUUGGGAUGAUGAUGAUAAUGAUAAUGGUCAUCAUGAUGAUGGUGAUGAUGAUGAUGAUGGUGAUGAUGGUGAUGAUGAUGAUGAUGAUGAUUAUGGUGAUGAUGAUGAUGAUGAUGGUGAUGAUGAUGAUGGUGAUGAUGAUGGUGACGGUGAUGAUGAUGAUGACAAUGAUGAUGGUGAUGAUGGUGAUGAUGAUGGUGAUAAUGAUGAUGAUGAUAAUGAUGAUGGUGAUGAUGAUGAUAAUGGUGAUGAUAAGGCUGCAAUCUUACUCAAGCAAUUUCAAAUUUCUUCAGCUACAGUGACCAUUAAAAGUGAUUACAAAAACGAAACACGCCAAGAAUUGCUGUGUUGUAAAUACCGGAAUGGCAAUUGUUGCGCUGAAAAUAAAUGCUGUCCUGCUGAUUACCAGUGCUGCCCGCCUAAUAACUGCUGUAGUUAUAGCGACUCGUGCAUCGAUGGUAUAUGUUCCAAUCCAUCUGGAAAACCCAGUAAGAGGGUCCCUGCUGAGUUAAUUUUUCCCAAGAUUGUAUAA